Molecule: messenger RNA, 4833 nt
Organism: Acanthopagrus latus (yellowfin seabream)
Lineage: Eukaryota; Metazoa; Chordata; Actinopteri; Spariformes; Sparidae
Product: phosphatidylinositol 4,5-bisphosphate 3-kinase catalytic subunit alpha isoform
Exons: 21
Coding region: 465-3671 (1068 amino acids)
Biological process (GO): phosphatidylinositol-3-phosphate biosynthetic process; phosphatidylinositol-mediated signaling; cell migration
Cellular component (GO): cytoplasm; plasma membrane; phosphatidylinositol 3-kinase complex, class IA
Molecular function (GO): 1-phosphatidylinositol-3-kinase activity; 1-phosphatidylinositol-4-phosphate 3-kinase activity
Source: RefSeq, a predicted model, not a curated record
AAACUGCCUUUUCUCCACCAUCGAACUCCCUGUGUGUGGGAGGGCGGUCCGUGGUGAUGAGCCUGCUAGCAGCCCUCGAGCAGGCUAGCUGUGCGGAGCUAGCGUGCUACCAAACUGUGCAGUUUAUUUUCGGGACAGCACGAUGAAGAACAUCAUGAAGUAUGAUAGACUUAUUCCACUGUAGCAUAUUGACAACAUCACCGGGAGCAAGAGGCGUCUUUUCUUCACCAUAGCGGGUCGGUCCGACCCUCCAGUAUCAUUGUUUGGAUGGACUAACGCAAGAGCUAGCACCGCUGCCUGAGACUUCCCGAGCGGGCACGAACGGGAUUUACUCAGCUAGCCGCUGCUAAUGAUUGUGCUGGCUGGCUAGCUUCGCGGCUAACCGCUAAUCUGACACAGUUGGUUGACAUCGCUCAUCUGAUAAUUACCAGGCUGUGAAAAAGAGCGAGUUUGCUGGCACGACCAUGCCUCCCAGGCCCUCCUCAGGAGAACUAUGGGGGAUGCACUUGAUGCCCCCCAGCAUCCUAGUGGACUGCCUUCUGCCAAAUGGCAUGAUUCUCACGUUGGAGUGCCUCCGGGAGGCCACGUUGAUCACAGUCAAGCAUGAGCUUUUCAAAGAGGCCAGGAAGUACCCUCUUUACCAUCUGCUGCAGGAGGAGAGCUCCUACAUCUUUGUCAGUGUCACCCAGGAGGCAGAGCGGGAGGAGUUUUACGAUGAGACGAGGAGGCUAUGCGAUCUCAGACUCUUCCAGGCCUUCCUCAAAGUCAUCGAGCCCGUAGGCAACAGAGAAGAGAAAAUUCUCAACAGAGAGAUAGGUUUUGCGAUUGGAAUGCCUAUAUGUGAGUUUGAUUUGGUGAAAGACUCAGAAGUGCAGGACUUCAGAAGGAAUAUUUUAAAUGUUUGCAAAGAGGCUGUGGACCUCAGAGACAGUAACGGGCCCCACAGUAGAGCUUUGUAUGUAUAUCCUCCCAAUGUAGAAUCCUCAGUCGAACUUCCCAGGCACAUCUAUAACAAGCUAGAUAAAGGUCAAAUCAUCGUAGUCAUCUGGGUUAUUGUGUCACCCAGCAACGACAAGCAGAAGUACACCCUGAAGAUCAACCACGACUACGUGCCGGAGCAGGUGAUCGCCGAAGCCAUCCGCAAGAAGACGCGCAGCAUGCUGCUGUCCCAGGAGCAGUUAAAGAUGUGCGUGCAGGAGUAUCAGGGAAAGUACAUCCUCAAAGUCUGCGGCUGUGACGAGUACUUACUGGAGAAAUACCCUCUGAGUCAGUACAAGUAUGUGCGCAGCUGUAUCAUGCUGGGACGGAUGCCCAACUUGAUGCUAAUGGCAAAGGACAGCCUGUAUUCCCAGCUGCCCAUGGACAACUUCACCAUGCCGUCUUAUGCAAGGCGAAUAUCCACAGCGACACCCUACAUGAAUGGGGAAACAGCCACCAAGUCUCUAUGGACUAUCAAUGGAACACUGCGGAUCAGGAUACUGUGCGCCACUUAUGUCAAUGUGAACAUCAGAGACAUUGACAAGAUCUACGUCAGGACUGGGAUAUACCACGGUGGAGAGCAGUUGUGCGACAAUGUCAACACCCAGCGUGUGCCCUGCUCUAACCCCAGGUGGAACGAGUGGCUCAACUACGACAUGUACAUUCCAGACAUCCCCCGCGCUGCCCGACUCUGCCUCUCCAUCUGCUCUGUGAAAGGAAGGAAGGGGGCUAAGGAGGAGCACUGUCCCCUCGCCUGGGGCAACAUCAACCUGUUUGACUACACCCACACACUGGUAGCAGGGAAGAUGGCUCUCAACCUAUGGCCUGUGCCCCAUGGCUUGGAAGACCUGCUCAACCCUAUCGGCGUCACGGGCUCUAACCCCAACAAGGAAACCCCUUGUCUGGAGCUGGAGUUUGACCACUUCAGUUGCCCUGUCAAGUACCCUGAUAUGACCAUCAUUGAAGACCAUGCAAACUGGAACAUAUCCAGAGAGCUUGGCUUUAAUUACUGCCACACUGGUUUGACUAACAGACUGGCGCGUGACAACCCCCUGACCGACACCGACAAUGAGCAGCUACGCCAGGUGUGUAACAGAGACCCACUCUCUGAAAUCACUGAGCAGGAGAAAGACUUUUUAUGGAGGCACAGACAAGACUGCCUCAACAUGCCAGAGAUCCUUCCCAAGAUCCUCCUGGCUGUGAAAUGGAACUCCAGGGAUGAGAUUGCACAGAUGUAUUGCCUUCUGAAGGACUGGCCUGCUAUCAAGCCAGAACAAGCCAUGGAGUUGCUGGACUGUAACUUCCCUGAUCCAAUGAUCAGAGAGUUUGCCGUGAAGUGCCUUGAGAAAUACCUAACAGAUGACAAACUCUCACAGUACCUCAUUCAACUGGUUCAGGUUCUAAAGUAUGAGCAGUACCUUGAUAACCCACUUGCACGCUUCCUGCUGAAAAAGGCAUUAACCAAUCAGAGGAUAGGACAUUUCUUCUUCUGGCAUUUAAAGUCAGAGAUGCACAACAAGACGGUGAGCCAGCGGUUCGGCCUGCUGCUGGAGUCGUACUGCCGGGCCUGUGGCAUGUAUCUGAAGCACCUGAGCAGACAGGUGGAGGCCAUGGAGAAACUCAUCAAUCUCACCGACCUCCUCAAACAGGAGAAAAAAGAUGAGGCACAGAAGGUUCAAAUGAAGUUUCUGGUGGAGCAGAUGAGAAGGCCAGACUACAUGGAUGCCCUGCAGAGCUUCACCUCCCCACUGAAUCCAGCUCAUCAGCUGGGAAACCUCCGUCUGGAGGAAUGCAGGAUGAUGUCAUCAGCCAAGCGACCUCUAUGGCUUAACUGGGAAAAUCCAGACAUGAUGUCAGAGCUGCUUUUUCAGAACAACGAAAUCAUCUUCAAAAAUGGAGAUGAUCUGAGGCAGGACAUGCUGACGCUGCAGAUCAUUAGGAUAAUGGAGAACAUCUGGCAGAACCAAGGCCUUGAUCUCAGGAUGCUGCCGUACGGCUGCCUGUCCAUCGGCGACUGCGUGGGUUUGAUCGAGGUGGUGAGGAACUCUCACACCAUCAUGCAGAUCCAGUGUAAAGGAGGCCUAAAGGGGGCACUGCAGUUCAACAGCCACACACUGCAUCAGUGGCUCAAGGAUAAGAACAAGGGAGAGAUGUAUGACCAGGCCAUAGAUCUGUUCACGCGGUCAUGUGCAGGCUACUGUGUAGCCACAUUUAUCCUGGGCAUAGGGGACAGACACAACAGCAACAUUAUGGUCAAAGAUGAUGGACAGCUGUUCCACAUAGACUUUGGCCAUUUCCUCGACCACAAAAAGAAGAAGUUUGGGUACAAGAGAGAACGUGUGCCCUUUGUGCUCACACAGGACUUCCUGAUCGUUAUUAGCAAAGGAACUCAAGAGUGCACCAAAACAAGGGAGUUCGAAAGGUUCCAGGAGAUGUGUUACAAGGCGUACCUGGCGAUCCGGCAGCACGCCAACCUCUUCAUCAACCUCUUCUCCAUGAUGCUGGGCUCGGGGAUGCCCGAGCUGCAGUCGUUCGACGACAUCGCUUACAUCAGGAAGACCCUGGCCUUGGACAAGACAGAGCAGGAGGCCCUGGACUACUUCAUGAAGCAGAUGAACGAUGCUCACCACGGCGGCUGGACUACAAAGAUGGACUGGAUCUUCCAUACAAUCCGCCAGCACGCCAUGAACUGAGAUGACAGCAAAAACGAAGAGAGGAGUGCAGGACUGUGGAAGCAACAGCACACUAAGAACCAAAAGAGUAGCAAGAAGCGAGCAAGGUAUUUUCCCAAACACACUAAGGCCUGGUCGAUAUGUCUGCCAGCGCGUGACUCUGAAACAUCACCUGCCAGCGCACUCACUCAGUAAGGGUGCUCAGAAGGGUCAGUUUCAGGAACAUAAAGCCUAAAUUCGCCUGUUUCUACAGGUUUCUGAAUUUCCUCUCCCUGCACUAUGAAUUUAAGAGGGCCGGGUGGAUUUCUGUUUCGUCAGUCUUCUUCAUAGGAACUAAAAGCGUAAAGGACCUCGACCGCAUUCUUCAUGUGAACAAACUAUGGACAAAUCUUUAUUUUCUUCUAUUUUUUUAAAAUUUUAUUCCUUUCAGUACAUCUACAGCCAUCAGCAUCAAGAAAGGAACGUCACCAGGAGCAUAGCUGGCUUUUUCUAACGAUGAACUGACAGAGCGUUACCGCAUUAUUCCCACUACCUAUUUUGAACUGAUGAAGACAAGGGGGAGAUGCCGGCGCACGGAAAUGAAAGGGACAGUGAGUGCGCACAUAAUCACGAUGACCCCCCACAGUCAUGAAAAACAAUCACCAACACUUUUAGAGGAAGGACUUGGAGGAGGACGUGUUGUUAAACACUUAGCUAGCAUUUAACUGAAAUACUUCUUUGUAGCCUACAGAUGACAGAACUCAUGACAGAUAACUGACUUUUGUACAGCAGUAUAUCCAUAGACUUGUAUGCAUUCGGUGCACAUAUUCCUUUUUGAGUCUAUUUUCUACUGAGCCAAAGUACUAGAUGUAUAACUCCACUACUCAGCAGUCUUAUUUGUUAAAAAAAAAAAAAUAGUCACUACGAUUCCAAGCCUCUUGUGUACUCAUAGCACUGAUCUCUGCAGUAUUUGUUUUUGUUUUGUUUCGUCUAUCAGUAUUAUUCUGAGGCACAAAUGUCCGUCGUCCACCCCGCGCAGCUGAUAGGAGACACACCUCUCUGACGGUCAGCUGGGUACGACACCAGCAGUUGGUCUUUAGAUAGAGGCAAAGGGGAAGAGGAUGUGCAGUGUUCCUUUUGUGUGCUGUGCUGUUACUCUAUGCAAGUUGUGACCCUAAAAUGUACUGUAUAUUGCAAAAAAAAA